Rhizophagus irregularis DAOM 181602=DAOM 197198 is the source of this 324-nucleotide messenger RNA. Lineage: Eukaryota; Fungi; Glomeromycota; Glomeromycetes; Glomerales; Glomeraceae. The record is from RefSeq and is a predicted model, not a curated record.
AUGGAAAGUGAUCAAAAGCAUCUAACAGCCUUAACCAAUAUCCCGCCCAAGUCUACUUCAUCUGAGAGUAGUUCAUCUAAAUCAAGCUCAUCUGAGACUAGUUCGUCUGAAUCUAGUUCGUCAUCUGAGACUAGUUCAUCCGAAUCUAGUUUGUCAUCUGGUAGUUCGUCUGAAUCUAGUUCCUCAUCUGAGACUAGCUCAUCCGAAUCCAGUUCAUCCGAUUCUGAUAUUGAUGAGAUAGUAAACAUGAUUAAGCAUCAAAGAAUUAGGAAGCGCCUAGCCCAAAAGAAAGAUCAGGAGAAAAAUGCAUAUAAUAAAAAAUAA